This is a messenger RNA of Durusdinium trenchii, 3294 nucleotides long. The record is from the annotation of a GenBank genome assembly. Lineage: Eukaryota; Dinophyceae; Suessiales; Symbiodiniaceae.
AUGGCCUUGUCCUGUGCUGUAUCAUGCGAUGAGUGGCGGGAAAAGCAGGCCGCAGCCGUGAACGCAUGCGAGGAGGCCCGGUAUUUCGAGGCAGUGCAGCUCAUCAAUUCAGCGCUGGAGGCCUUUGAAGCUCAGGUGCCCGCGGCCAAAGAUCGCCCCGGGCAAUUGCUGACAGAGCCCCAACGCUUCGUGGAGGAGACCAAGAACUCUUCAAAUUCUUUGGGGGAGGCUGCAGAGCACUUGGCAGAUCUUUGGGCUACCCGGGCUGACAUUCUGAUGAAUCUGGGUGGUUUGAAACGCGCCUCCACCGAGCUGGCUGCAGCACUGGAAUUGGCUCCCGAGGCCAAGCGCGUGAAAGAAUUGCAAGCUGAGUGCAAGAAGUUAGAGAAAUACCAGGAGGAGGGGAUUGCAGAAGAUGCCUUGGCUGCCUCGCAGAGCAAGGUGCCAGCGCACAUUUUAACUGGUUUCUUGGGCUCGGGCAAGACGACCCUGCUGAAUCACAUUUUGCGAGAAACGCACGGAAAGCGCUUUGCCGUGAUCGAGAAUGAGUUUGGCGAGAUAGGAAUCGAUGACAAGUUGAUUGCGCGGCGAGAGGACCUCGGUGCCGAACAAAUCAUCGAGAUGAACAAUGGAUGCAUUUGCUGCACUGUGAGAGGGGACCUGAUCCAGGGCCUUCGGAGCAUUUUGAAGAAGACCGCUUUGGAUGGCAAUAAGCUGGAUGGUGUCAUCAUUGAGACAACGGGCUUAGCAGAUCCGGCGCCCGUGGCUCAAACCUUCUUUGCGGAUGACCUGAUCCAAGCAAGGAUGACUUUGGAUGGCAUCAUCACUGUAGUCGAUGCGAAGCAUUGUUUGCAGCAUUUGCGGGAGGAGAAGCCAGAGGGCGUGGAGAAUGAGGCUGUUGAGCAGCUUGCUUUUGCCGACCGGAUCAUUGUCAACAAGACAGACCUGGUCGACGCGGCGGAGCUGGAAGGGUUGACGUAUGAGGUGCGGAAGAUCAACGCCGUGGCCCCCAUGAUCUACACACAGAACUCCAAAGUGGCAGUGGAUGAGAUCAUUGGCAUUCGGGGAUUCUCGUUGGACCGCGUCCUUGAGAGUGAUACGGAGUUUCUAAAGGAUGAUCAAGAUCACCAGCACGAUCAGUCCGUCAGCUCAGUCGGAAUUGAAUGCCCAGGUGAAUGUGACCAAGAGAAACUCAACAUUUGGAUUGCCACCCUUCUGCGUGAGCGCGGUGUCGACAUUUUCCGAACCAAAGGUGUUCUUGCAGUGAAAGGCUGCAACCAGCGAUUCGUUUUUCAAGGCAUUCACAUGAUAUUUGGUGGGCAGCCGCAGGAUGAUUGGCCUGAAGAAGAAGAGCGUGUCAACCGGCUGAUUUUCAUUGGCCGGAACUUGGAUCGGGAAGAGCUGCAGCGUGGAUUUCGAAGCACACUGGCGUUGCAGCGCCUGGCGGAUCGAGCCCAAGCAGGAGAGUUGGAAGAGCCAGUUGUGCCUCCACCGCCGCCACCUUUGCCAGAUCACAUGUCUAUGGACAUGGGGCAAAUGGGAUAUGGCCAGGGCAUGGAGGAAGGCUCUGUCGUCCAGUCGAUCCUGGGCUUGCGCAGCAACUCAAUGAGUUCACCGCCGGAUGCUCCUCCAGCACCGCCUGUGCCCAGUGUACUACCUGGCAGUGCUCAGCCCAUGACUUUUGGCACAUCCCAACGGAAAAUGUCGGAGCUGACGACGCUGAAGGGCUUCCUGCGACGGGGUGCCUUCGAUGACGAGACCCCACAGACCAAGAAAGAUGCCGAUUCUGUGCAAAAGAUGCUGGAACGGCUACAGGGCAAUGUGAGCGAAACAAAGCAGUCUGUCCAGCUACAGGCACAGAUGGGCACACGUCCUGGUCCGCCAAAGGCGGCGUUCCCUGGUGCCAUGCCGGAGGCUGGUGAUGACCCGCGAACUCAGGCGGAUUUCCAGUUCGAGGCUUUGCUCUCCCGGGCACAGAUGGCGAACGACCAACUGUCCUUGGAUCACGUGGCACGAGAGAUCCUUAUAAGGUUCCCAUCCUUUACUUCCCAGCAGAACAUAGAUCUCAUGCAAAAGAUGGAGACUGCUCCUGCGCUACGAGAUCACCAGAAUGGAGAUUUCCUCGCGGAGCUUUGCAGGCUGUUGGCCUCCAGGCUUCGGGAACUCACCAGCAUGCAGUUCACCUCUGCUUGCAGCACGGUGGCAGCAUGGUCCGCGGAUCCCAAGCGACGGCGGGCACCGCUCUUUGCACAGCUGUCAAAGGUUUUCUUCACGGCCGCGGCCAACGAGAUGUCCUCACGUCUCAUGACCUUUGCGCCGCAUGAGCUUAACAGCUGUUUAGCUGCCUUUGUGUCUGUUGGAUUCUCGGAGCACAAAUUCUUUGCCUCCGUCGGGCGAGCUGCGCUGGCAAGGCACAGUAGCUUUGCUCCAGUGCAACUUACUGCUCUUUUGGCAAUCUUAUCGGAGAUGCGCUUGGUGCAUACCGACCUCUUCAACGCCGCAGCCACGUUCCUGUCCUCUAGGACGAAGGAGUUGCGGCCGGUGGACAUCAUUCGGGUGCUGCGAUCCUUCGCGAAAUGCAACGUGCAGCAUCAGGGGCUUUGUCGGGCCGUUGGUGAGGAGGUGGUGGCACGCAUCAAAGGUGGCGUGAACUUCAGACCUGAGGACCUUUGCGAGAUCAUUUGGGCCUUGUGUGUGCUGGAGCACUUCAACCCAGAAAUCUUCUCCAUUUUGCUGAAGGUGCUCAGGAAGGUUCCGGUCAUCGCUUCCGAUGCGCUCACACAGCUCUUUGAGUGCCACUUGGCCUUGGAGAGCGAACACAAGAGCGAGUAUCGGAGGUUUAGAGAUAAGAUGGACGCAGAAACUUUGGAAGCUCUGCAGGAGCACUACAGAGAUAGCCGAAAGGAUGAGAGGCGUUGCUCUGACAAGCACCGUAGUGAUGUCGCCUCUGUGCUAAAGUCUUUAGUGGAUGGCUCCGUGCAUGUGAACCACCGAACCAGCUGUGGCUUGCUGGUGGAUGUGGCUGCCUUGAGGAAGCGAAGUUCCACAGAUGGCUUCGUGCACGUGGAUCUCGACUCCAACGUGACCUCAGUGCGGUCCUUGGAUCACGAUGAUCCAGCGACUGCCGGAGUGGUCAUCGAGGGUGCUGUUGCCUUGAGGCGGCGCAUCCUGCAAAAGAUGGGCUUGAGACUCGUCACUGUCCGUGAAAGCGAGUGGCGAGAAAUGGAUGAGAGCAAGGAGAAGCGGCGCCACUUGCGGAAUCUCCUCUCUGCACUUGGAGAUGUUUUGGAGUGA